GAGCUUCAUUUUUAUUGGGUUAUGUCUAUUUGGAGAAAUGGAGUCAAGGCUGGUCAUGGGUGUCUUUCUCCUAGCAGUGCUCCUUCUGGAUAUACAAUGCAAUCCUCUAUCAUGGGGUUUGGAUCCAAUGGACGACGAUGGUUACACUGAAGACCGACCUUCUAAAGAUCCAGGAUGGAAUCCCAUGUAUGAAGCUAGUUUCAAUGAAGACAGACCUUCUGAAGCUCCAGGUUUCAAUGAGCCUGAAUGGCCGAUGGACCCUGGCUAUGAGUCUGGACAUGGAGGCCAGGACACUAGCUAUGAGUCUGGACCUGGAGGCCAGGACACUAGCUAUGAGUCUGGACCUGGAGGCCAGGACACUAGCUAUGAGUCUGGACCUGGAGGCCAGGACACUAGCUAUGAGUCUGGACAUGGAGGCAAGGACCCUGCUGCUGUGGAGAGCCAGCAUUUCACACCCACAUCUCCUCAAGACCUCCUCCCCUUUAUCCCUCUCAGUGUCCUUUCUGGGGAAGACACUGGGCCAUCCACCAGUCACAUGAGCCAUCCCAAACCUUCACCUGGUUCACAGUUCAUCCCAGGAGAACUGCUCCGCAUCAAGAGCACGAUGGAGGAUGGUGCAUACGAGUCGGAGACCCAGGAAAAGGGUGCAAAAGAUGCUCGGGAUGCAAUGGUCAACACCAGGCCACCUCAACUAAAAGCCACCAUGCCCAUGGGCUCUUCCGAGCAUCCGUUCCCUUAUGACUUGCUGUUCCUCACGGGCCAGUACGCGCCAGGAACGUACCCUGACUUCACCAAAAGUGUGGAGCGUGGCAGAGACGACUGGCAGGUGAACCACUACCGCAGAUAUGAUGAUCAUCCAGAGGACCAGCAGGUCCAGUCCUUCCCCAGUGCCUCUGAUAAGAGCUUUCUGACACCCAGUAUGGAAGCUCAGAAAGAGUCUAAAGCCGCAGAUGUGUUAUGGCCAAGGUCUAAAGGGAGAUCCAUGAUGUCUUACUAUUGGUAGCAUAGAGUAUAAGAGCUAUGGUCUUCCUCCCCAAAAUGCAACAGUGUCAACGGAACGGAAUUCCUUUGUGGUUAAUACAAAUAAAAUUUACCUCAAUGGUUUUGUUUUCCA
Gadus macrocephalus (Pacific cod) is the source of this 1114-nucleotide messenger RNA. RefSeq lists its product as uncharacterized. The coding region runs from base 38 to 1003 and encodes 321 amino acids. NCBI's taxonomy places the organism in Eukaryota, Metazoa, Chordata, Actinopteri, Gadiformes, Gadidae. The transcript is spliced from 4 exons. The record is from RefSeq and is a predicted model, not a curated record.